This is a messenger RNA of Saimiri boliviensis boliviensis (Bolivian squirrel monkey), 4932 nucleotides long. It is a transcript of the gene NALF2, whose product is annotated as NALCN channel auxiliary factor 2. Gene Ontology annotation, molecular function: stretch-activated, monoatomic cation-selective, calcium channel activity. The record is from RefSeq and is a predicted model, not a curated record. NCBI's taxonomy places the organism in Eukaryota, Metazoa, Chordata, Mammalia, Primates, Cebidae. Gene Ontology annotation, biological process: calcium ion import across plasma membrane. Gene Ontology annotation, cellular component: plasma membrane.
CCAGUCCCGCUCCCUCCUCCUCUCGGUGCCUCUUUCUCCGCCCCGCUCCCCCCCAAACACACUUGCACACGGGCUCUCAAGGUGUUCUCCGCACAGCGGAAGAUGGCGACAGACUGAGGGGGCAUGGCCAGCGGGAGCCAAGGGGCCGUGCCGCUAGGCUGCCGCCACAGCGGUGCGAACGAGAGGCGGAAGCUAGAGGCGCACUAAGUAAAGCCCGGUGUCCGCGUCCGGCGCCUGUGGCGCUGCCGGGAGCCAGGUGGCCCGCCCGAGCCGGAACUCCAGGAGCAGCGGGUGCUGAGCCAGAGCGGAGCCAGCCCAGGACUGGCCCCGGCGAACACCCGGAGCGCCAGCGAAGACCGAAGGGCCCGGCAGCGGACCGGCCGGCCGGCCUAAGAGGGUGCGAGCGAGGCAGGGAACGGCGAGGAGCGGGCAGCGGGCGGACGGGCGGGAGCGGAGCGGCGCUGGGCGAAGGGAGCGGAGCGGAGCGGAGCGCGGCGGCGGGGCCCGCGCGGCGGCGCUGAGGGGUGCAGAGCUGCGCCGAACCGAGACGGCCGGUUUGGAGUGCGAGCCCGGCGGCUGCCCGCGCGGAGUGAAGUGGCGCGAAGCGGAGGACAGCUGAGGGGCCCGACACUAUGAGGAGUGCGGCGCCGCCGCCGCAGCCGCCACCGCCCCAGUGCCCUGCACCGCCCCCCGCCGGGACGCUGGGCAGCGCCUAGCGGGCCGGGCGGCGGCGCCCGGGCUAAGAGCGAGGGAGCGCGGGACCGGCGUGGAGACUGCACAAGAGCGCCCCGCGACUCCGGCCUGAGCGGGCUCCCCGGCCGGCCGGCCUGCCCGCCUUACCAUGCAGCCCCCGAGGUAGAGCCUGGACGGCGCCGAGGAGCGCGGAACGGCGCGCAGCCCGCCCACCCGAGACGGCCGUCCGGCCUCGCGCCUGCCUGCUCCCUCCAGCCCGGACCCCCCUGAAAUAUGUUCAGGGGCGCUUGGAUGUGGCCCGGGAAAGACGCCGCCGCGCUGACUAUCUGCUGCUGCUGCUGCUGCUGGGCUCCCAGGCCGAGUGACAAACCUUGCGCCGACUCGGAGCGGGCGCAGCGAUGGCGACUGUCCCUGGCGUCCCUGCUCUUCUUCACCGUGCUGCUCGCUGACCAUCUGUGGCUGUGCGCGGGGGCCCGGCCCCGGGCCAGGGAGCUGAGCAGUGCCAUGCGGCCGCCCUGGGGGGCCGGCCGGGAGCGGCAGCGGGUGCCUCCUCGCGCGAUGCUGCCGCUGCCACCGCCGCCGCCCGGCGAGCCCGGCGCGCCCCCGGGCACCUGCGGCCCCAGAUACAGCAACCUGACCAAAGCCGCCCCCGCCGCCGGCUCCCGGCCGGUCUGCGGCGGCGUCCCAGAGCCCACGGGGCUGGACGCAGCAUGCACCAAAUUGCAAUCUUUGCAGAGACUUUUCGAACCCACUACCCCGGCCCCGCCUCUGCGGCCCCCUGACUCCCCUUCCCGUGCCCCGGCCGAGUUCCCCUCCGCCAAAAAAAACUUGCUCAAAGGCCACUUUCGGAACUUCACUCUCUCCUUUUGCGACACCUACACGGUCUGGGACUUGCUGCUGGGCAUGGACCGCCCUGACAGCCUGGACUGUAGUCUGGAUACCCUGCUCGGGGACCUGCUGGCCGUGGUGGCCAGCCCGGGCUCCGGGACCUGGGAGGCGUGUAGCAACUGUAUCGAGGCGUAUCAGCGGCUGGACCGACAUGCUCAGGAAAAAUAUGAUGAGUUCGACCUCGUGCUGCAUAAAUACUUACAGGCGGAAGAGUACUCAAUCCGGUCCUGCACGAAAGGCUGUAAGGCUGUCUACAAGGCCUGGCUGUGCUCAGAAUACUUCAGCGUGACCCAGCAGGAAUGCCAGCGCUGGGUGCCCUGCAAGCAAUACUGCCUGGAGGUGCAGACCCGGUGCCCCUUUAUACUCCCCGACAAUGAGGAAAUGGUGUACGGAGGGCUCCCUGGCUUUAUCUGUACAGGGUUGCUGGAUACUUCACCAAAGCGGCCGGAAACCAAGUGCUGUGAUGUGCAGUGGGUCUCCUGUGAGGCAAAGAAGAAGAAGAUCAAGGAGUCUGAGGCCCCCAAAACCCACCACCAGCAAUUCCACCACUCCUAUUUCCACCACUACCACCAACAGUACCACCACUACCACCCCCGUCAUGAUCCCCCGGGCCAUGUCAGCAACAAGCCUGCCCUGCUGCCGGUCUCUGGGGGCUCCCGCCUCAGCCCUAGCAGGAUCCGGCUCUGCAUCCUUGUUCUCAUGCUCCUCCAUACCGUGGUGUCCUUCUCCAACAACCAGGGUGGUGGGGGAUUGGGGUUGGAGACACUGCCUGCCCUAGAGGAGGGCCUGACACGGGAAGAGUGACAGUAGGGAGGACAGACCUCCACCACACGCUGAUAUCAGCUCCAGCUCCCCCAAGUGGGGGGAAGGUGGCUCCUCCCAUGAGAGGUAUAGGAAAGGUGGGGGCAGGGGGAAAUGGGGGAACCACACAUCCCCCCAACCUACCCCCACCCCAAAAGCAGCUCCAACAGAAUGGCCAGAGGGCCCCAAGGAGCUGCAAAACUCAUCUGGGUGAAAAAGGCAGGAGCAGCAGGUGACCCCUCCCAAGCCCUCAUCUAUGGGGCUUAGCAAAAAAAGGGAGGAAGUGGGGGCUGGAUAUGCCCACCCCUGCCAAGAGCCCUGACCCCAGGGAAGGAGGCUGCUCACCCAGCCUGGGCCCUGUAGGGAAUGUUGGGGGGCACAGAGGGGAGACACUCUUUCCCCCCUCCACAUUCCUUUUGUUGCCAAGAUCCUUAAUUCCCUCCUGCCCAUAUCCCAACAGGCGACGGCAGACAGUGCAAUGACCCUCCUGCCACUUCAACACACCUUGCCCCACCUGGGACUAUCGCAGGUGAAGCACCAGGCUGGGAUUUGAGGUGCACACAGUUGCAGCUAGGUCGGGGCCCCAGUUAAGCUGUGCCUCACCACCCUAGGCACUGAGGGGCAGGAACGGGGUACAGAAUGAGUGGUGAAAGAGGGUGAAGAUAGGGAAGGUGGACAGGAGAGGAGAAAUGUGGGCAGAGGGCUUGAAGAGAUGGUCGAAUAGGCUACUGCCACCCAGCUUUGGGGAGAUGGAUGAUAAGUGUUGAGGCAGGCUUGAAAACUGCUCCCCAAAACAGAGAGAGUUGCAUUAGGAGUCCUCUGGGAAAAAAAGAGCACAGGAACUGAGUUGCUGGGCCUUAAAGCAAAAGGCUGCAGGCGCAUGGUUAGACUGCUGCUGUCUGAAGGACCAUAUCUUACAGAAGGUGCACAUACUCCCAAGGGCCUCCCUUGCCCUGGAGAUCUUGGUCUUAGGGCCAAAGACAUUAACAUUUCCUAUCUCCAUGGGGAGGAAGGACUUAAACCCAAGUGGAUCAGGCCUGGCCAGGGUCCUCAUACUCCCCUAUCUUGUCCUAGCCCAGGCCUCCAUGAAGGAGAAACUGGUGGCAUUGCCCCAGAGCUCUCCAGAGGUGAGCCUCCCCUCCCCUCCCCAUCCCCAUCCCCAGCCUACCAAAGAGUAUUCAUGCCUUUCCAUCCCUGACCCCAUGGGUCACUGUCCCAAUUGUGAAACAACCAGACUCCUCUACACCCUGUAGCAGGAUCUUCUGCUGCAGUCACCCCAGUCCCUUGCUAGAGAAAGUCUAGGGACUGGCAAGAAGACCCUUUGACUAAAGAUCAUGUGCUGUCAUCCCUUGGCUGAGAAACUUGAGUCAGGCUAGAGGGCUGGAAAAGGGAAGAGGCACUGAGAGCCCCUUGGGGGCCAUUAGUCUUGCUCUGGUCUGCUGCGUGGGGGUGGGGAAUAGGGGGAAUCCCACAUUGCCUGGGACAUCUGAAUGCUGGUUAAGAACUGACAGGAAAGGGAGCCAGAGCCGUAUUCCUGGGAGAGGCCAGGGAGUUUUUAGUGCCAACGAGGCCUGUGUCCUUCUGGGAUGCGAUACUAGUGAGUGAAUGGGAGGGUGGGCCUGGAGCUGCGUGAGACUGAAACCAAGAAGCAGAUGACCUGGCGUUGGUUAGCUUAGGGAUGAAUGAGAGGCCUCCCUAGUGGAGAGGGAAUCAUUCAUGGGCCUCAACUGGGUCCCAGAUUGGUUACAUGAGACUGGGGAGUCCUUCCCUGCCAGUUUUCUCAUUUCUUACAGCCUGUCCCCAACUCCUGUGCCCUGCCCACACACUCCCCUGUUUGGCCCUCAGCACUUCAUGCCUGGCCACAUACCCCAACCCUAGAGCUCUUUUCAGCUGGGGAGGGGAAGAGGUGCUGGCUCCUUUCCAGACAUGCUUAUGUAUAAGUAAAGGGGCGGGUGCUUGGGCUCCAGAGAGACCCCAGGUACUGCCUUCUAACUCCUGCAUCCUCAGGAGGGGAAAAAGGACUGGGAAGUAAAGGGGAACCAUAUGACCCCAGGGAAUGGACCCUUGGAGACUCCCAUCCUCUCUUCCCCCUCACCAAGUGCCCAGGAGACCCCUGGCUCAGACCAGCCCAAGGCCUUGCCCAGUGGCAGAGGAAAGGGGCACCUCACCACCUCAGAGUCAUUUGACUGCCUCCAUUCACCCCACUACCCUAAUCUUCCACCACCUCUCUGGCUGUCCCUGCCCUCCAUCACAGGCAGCAGAGCCGGACAGCUUUCUUAUGCCAUUUUCUACACUGUGCUUCAUGAGUAGGACUUUCUUGCACUAGUUCCUAUGACUGAGUGUCCGAGCUGGUUUCCUAGUAGUCCCCCAUCCCUUCCUCCAUUACCUGGCUAUGAUUCAGUUGUCUCUGCCCUCCCUCUUACCCCGACUCUGUGUUUUGGUGAGAGUCUCUGUAUGUGUACUGCUUUCUGUUUUGUUGCAUUGUGGGGCAGAGGCUUCUCUGCUCUUGUUUAACCCCAUAAAGAAAUAAAUGGUAAGACUUGAUGAUAA